Molecule: messenger RNA, 954 nt
Organism: Dracunculus medinensis (Guinea worm)
Lineage: Eukaryota; Metazoa; Nematoda; Chromadorea; Rhabditida; Dracunculidae
Source: the annotation of a GenBank genome assembly
UUAUUGGCACUACUAACGGAUAAUGUCUUGAGAAAUGCAUCAAUAUAUUGCACGUUAAUAAUGAUAAUAAUGUGUAUAAUUGGAAUAAUCGGUAAUUCUUUAUCAUUAUUUAUUUAUCGAGGACCAUCAUUUCGUAAGCGAUCCAUAAAUAUAUUACUUGCUGCUCUUAGUGCAACAGAUCUUUGCUUAUGCACACUUGCAAUACCGGUGUUUUCAAUUUCGUUAAUUCAAAGUGCUUCAAAAUAUUUAACUGGACAUAUAUUAAUAUUUGCAUAUCCAGUAACUUUAAUGUUACAAAGCAUGUCUGUAUGGCUCUUGGUUGGAAUAACCAUUGAUCGUUAUUUAGCAGUAUGUCAUCCAUUCAAAGCCAGAGUUCACUGUACUUGUGCGAGAGCGAAAUUAUCUAUUUGUAUAAUCGUAUUUUUUUCUGUCGCGUAUAAUUUCGUACGAUUUUGGGAAUUUAAAUUUGAUGAUGCAGAUGGAAUUAUAUCUUUAGAAGAUUCAAUAGUACCUCUGUUGAGAGGUGAUCAUCUGUUUAUGCUUUUGUAUCAAAAUAUAGCAACGCUUAUUUCACAAUUUUUCAUACCUCUAAUUGUUUUAUGCGUCCUGAACUUACGGGUAGCCCAAACGAUUUUACAAGCGAGUGAGCAAAGGAGACAGUUAGUCGCUUCUGAAAAAUGUGAAUAUAACACUGCAAGAAUGAUGUUUUUUAUUGUCAUCGUGUUCAUAUUUUGCUACGCCUUAAGUAUGAUAUUAAAUUUGGUUGAAAUUCUUAACGAGGAUCUAUUUCGCCAGCCAAUUGGCUAUCUUCUUAAUGAUAUUAAUAAUAUUUUAGUUGUAAUCAAUUCUUCAUCGUCCUUCAUAUUUUACACAUUCUAUUCAACGAGCAAUGCUAACUUAACGAGAAGUAGUGAACACUAUUUAUUCAGAAAGAUUUUUUAUGUUGUUAUUUAA